UGAUAAACUUAUUAAAUAGUUUUUAGAUCAAUGUGACCCAAGAUCAAUGAAUAGUGACUCAGGUGGUGCCCCUAGUGGCAUUGGAACAAAUUUUACCAAUCUACACGUGGGAGAUCUGGUUUCUCUGUAUCAUGGUGAGACAGGUCGAUACUGUGGUUUUAUUAGCACACUGGGGCUAGUAGAUGACAGAUGUGUGGUCCCACUGGAUGCUGGGAGUAUCAGGCAGCCACCCAAAAAGUUCAGAGACUGUUUGUUCAAAAUCUGCCCAAUGAAUCGCUAUUCCGCGCACAAACAAUAUUGGAGAGCUGCCAAGCCUUUUGCCACGUCGAUAACAUCUCAGCAGAAGUCCUUGAUUGACAAACUAAGGCAAUCAGCAGAGCUUGAGCGUAAGCAAAAUGAAGCAGAGGGCAAAAAGUUGAUGGGCACCACUGUAUGCUACGGUGGAAUAAUUCAGCUGCAACACGUUAAGAGCAACAAGUUCCUAACAGUUGUAAGCAGGCAAACAGGAAACACCGACAAAAAUUCUAUUCGUGUUACACUAGACAUCGCAGGAUCUGAGGGAUCUUGGUUUUAUGUACAGCCAUUCUACAAGCUAAGAUGUAUCGGGGACCCCGUAAUUGUCGGGGACAAAAUCAUACUGCAGUCGGCAAGUGUGUCUUCUAACAACUACUUGCAUAUUGGCGACGUUCCUCUGCACGAUAACAAAGACUGCGUCGAGGUCAACUGCACGAACGAACUAACUCCAUGGCAAAUUAAUCUCUUCAUGGAAGCCAAAGAGAACCUAGAGGAAGUCCUUAAAUCGGGAGACGUAAUCAGAUUAUUCCACACGGAACAAGAGAAGUUUUUAACACUGGAUGAUCAUAGUAAUCGAAACUAUGUUUUUCUCCGAACAACGGCGCGUGCAGCCGCUACGUCUGCGACUAGCAGCAAGGCGCUGUGGGAAGUCGAACUGGUUAAUUCAUCGCCUCUCAGAGGUGGAGCAGGAAAAUGGAAUUCGAUGUUCAGGUUCAAACAUCUUGCCACUGGAUUGUACCUAGCAGCUGAGCUGGACUUGGACACCAGACCAGAUGUCAACAGGGAGAAGUUGCGAAUGAACAACGAGCCCGUGCAUCAUCUAGUGCCAGUAAUGAACACUUCUGACGAGAGCGGGUCUGUUUUCGCUCUUAUUCCGACAACCUCGGUAGCUAAUGACGACUACGUGCCCCGAUCUGCCUUCGUCAGACUGCAAAACAUCUGCACCAGUGGAGCGUCUUCCAGUGGUCUGGCAAUCACCCCUGGAGGGUGGGGAGGUUGGGUCCAUGCGACACAAUUGGCCAUAGAUGAACACGAGGACAAACCUGUUAUGCUAAAAGUGGGAGUGGCAAGUAUCAAAGAGGACACGGAGGCGUUCUCUAUUGUGCCUGUGAGUGCGACAGAAGUCAGAGAUCUGGAUUUUGCCAAUGAUGCGAGCCAAGUGUUGGCUGAUAUCACGGGAAAGUUGCAGAAGGCGCUCAUUAUUCCCAACGAGAAGAGACAUGUGCAAGCACUGUUGACAGACCUCAUAUUCUUCGUUGCAAAUCGACACAAUGAUGGAUCAGACCCACUGCAACUAGGAACCAAAAACGACCAAAAGGUGGACCCAGACAGAGAGCGACAGAAACUACUGCGUGAACAAGGAGUGCUCGAGCAGAUUUUCAACCUGUUGAGGAUUCCUCUGAAUACUGACAAUGCAGAUGGUCCCUUUUUCAACAUGGAGGACUUGAAGGACUCCAGUCACAGUGCAAUCAAACAUAUUUACAGAUUGUGUUAUCGCAUUCUUAGAUUUGCCCAGCAGGAUUACAGGAAGAACCAGGAGUACAUUGCGGGGCAGUUUCAAUUCAUGCAAAGACAAAUCGGAUAUGACAUCUUGGCAGAAGAUACCAUAACUGCACUUCUGCAUAACAAUCGAAAACUGCUGGAAAAACACAUCAGUACAAAAGAGAUAGAUACAUUUAUAUCUCUUGUGCGAGAGAAUAAAGACUGCAAGUAUCUGCAGUACUUGGCCGAUUUGUGUGUCAGUAUGAAUCAGGCAAUUCCAACCACCCAGGAGUUCAUUUGUAACCAAGUGCUCCAAGAGAGAAAUGCGGACAUCCUGAUUAAAACUGUCAUAAAAACAGUCACGCGAGAAAUCGAUGAUAUCUAUGACGACGAACCCCCACCAGCCAUCCAGAUAGAACAACGGGCACCAAUUGUGACCCUAGACCCACGUACGACAGUUACCGCAACAUUGGCGGCGGACGGGACCACCUCGACAACAGACGCCACCAGUGUGCGGGUGGUGCAGGAAGACGAAGUCACGCUUGUGUGGGUCCCCGCUCCGGCCAGGAAUAACAACUACAGCCUGCAAAGCAAUGCCUCGGCUGCAGCGUCCAUUCUGUUGCACAACUCACAGGGGGGUGGUUCUAUUGGGCAGGAGAGAGAGGUUUGCAAGUCUCUGAGGCUACUAGCACUUGGGGCCAAAGAGGGAGUGAAAGAAGACCAAAGCAUCCUGGAGUAUUACAGGUACCAACUGGACCUGUUUUCUCAAAUGUGCCUGGACAGACAGUAUCUGGCCAUAGACGUAAUCGGAAAACAACUGCCCAUAGACCUGAUCAUGACCUGCAUGUCUAAUGCAGAACUGCCAUACGACCUGAGAGCCUCUUUCUGCCAGCUGUUGCUCAGGAUGCACGUAGAUAGAGAUCCGCAGGAACAGGUGCAGCCGGUGAGGUAUGCCAGACUGUGGUCCAGGAUUCCAAUGCAGAUAUCGAUCGAAGAUGAACAAUGCGCGAGACUCUACUACGACACUCAGAAGGGGGAGGAGAGAUCGCACGAGCAGACGAGGCCUCGCUUCUCGGACACGAUCGAGUUCGUGGGCAACUAUUUGGAAGAAGUGGCCAAGGAGCUGUUUGAGAAUGCAGAGAGAAACAAACUCACAUUCGAGGUGGUGAACUUGGCUCGACACUUGAUCUAUUUCGGUUUCUACAAUUUCAAAGACCUCCUCAAAUUGACGAGGACUCUCCUGUCUAUACUUGACUGCUCAGUGGGCUCCGAGGGAAUUGCCAAGUGCGACUAUAGAACCCUAGAUGCAACAAUAAACAGAUCUAAUACUCGUGAGUUUUCUACCAAAACAAGCCACAUCUCGGCAGCUCAAAUUUGCCGCCAGUUUUGGUGUCCAAGUACGCUGUCACGCGAGCAUGAAAGCCGCGAGCCUACUGCUACUCGCGCUACUUCAGCCUCAUAUGUGCCGACAAGUAAUUCGGCCGAAAAAGACUGGUCGCACCCUGUGCACAGAAAGCGAGGUCUCUCAGUAUUUGGUGCUCCUAAUUCUGUACCUAAGAGUCCAAGUUUCUUCAACACUUCAGGAAUUGCAGCUCAAAAAACAAGUUUCUUCAAUACUUCAGGAAUUACAGCUCAAAAAACUUCAUACAGUUUAAUGCCUGCUUUGCUUGUCCCAUUAAUGUUCACACCAAUUGACCCUGAAAAUCAGCAGACCGAAAAUAAGGGUCACGAAACCGAAGGUUUUGGUCGAGCAAAUACUGAAGCUAAGGGAAACAGCAUCAUCAGACAGGUGGUCCAAAUGGGAAUCAUGGGCGCUAAUUUCCCGGCGGCUUCCCAGCUGAACGCAGGCCAUGUGACCCAACAGCAGCAAGCGUCUUCACCAUCACCAUCCUCGGGUUCCAACAUUCAGAGUGACUACAAUUCGAGGUCCGCAGCUACCGAUGUGAACUCGGAAUCGGUACAGAAUACAACAUACGGCAGUGAGAAGAAUGACCUAGAGCAGGAGACGAAACUGAAGAUCAUAGAAAUUCUGGAGUUCAUAUUGAAUGUGAGACUGGACUACAGAAUAUCGUGUCUGCUGUCUAUCUUCAAGUGUGAGUUCUCGUCUUCCAAUGAAGAUAUAACCCACCUGGCGAAGAAGUUCGAAAACUUUGUUGACGGAGUAGGCAACGAGCAGGAAUUGGGAAGCACCGAACAUUUCUCUCAAUUCUCUAAAAAUGUGAUAACUCGUGCAGAAGGCGUAUUUGGGUCCAACAUCUUAGUUGGUGGUACAGGUGGCAGUCCAACAACCGCCGCCACUCCCUGCACAGCUCAAAACAACUGGGAGUAUCCGGACUUGGAUCUGGACGGACAGCACGGCAAAGUGUUCCUCAGAGUCCUCCUGUUUCUCACUAUGAACUCCUACUUGCCUCUGGUGUCCGGAGCUCUUCAGCUGAUAUUUCGACAUUUCACGCAGCGACAGGAAGUGUUGACUUCGUUCAAACAAGUGCAGCUUCUGAUUUCGAAGGAAGACGUGAACAAUUUCAACAUGAUUCGUGAAAACUUGGACAGACUGCGAUCGCACGUUGAGAAAAGUGAGCUGUGGGUGUAUAAAGCGAAAGAUGAUGACAGCGGUGGAUCAAAAUCAGCAUCAGGAUCCUCAUCAAAAGAAAAAAAGAAGUCGAGAAAAGCUAGCAAACUUCCUUCUAAGAAGCCAAAUUGUAUUGAAGAUGCAAUAAAAGAAGUCGAAAUCGCACCUGUGGACUCGGCUCUAACUUCGGAAAACCGACAAAAGUACGAAGAAAUUAAGUUCAUCCUGAUUGGUCUGUCUAAUCUAUGCGUAGAGAAAGAUAAACAUGGAAAGAAAGUGGCAAAAAAGCACGAGCAAAGAUUGCUGAAGAAUCUGAAGGCCCAUGACGCGGUUAUGGAACUACUGAAGAUUACGUAUGACCGAUAUAAUGACAAGAAGAUGGUUGAGCUUAUGUACUAUGCGCAUAAAUUUCUGCAGUCGUUUUGUUUUGGAAACGCAUCCAAUCAAAUGUUGCUUCAUCACAAUUUGGACCUGUUUCUAACAUCAGGGCGAGGAGUCACACUAAUUUCACUGCUGGAGGCAGAGACAGUGCGACAUAUUUUUCUGGAAAACAGACAAUUGUGUGAGAAUGUGGAAGACAGAAUCAUUCAGCACUUUGUGCACUGUAUAGAAUCGCACGGAAGAUACGUGCAGUAUCUGCAGCUGCUCCUAACAUUUGUACACUCCGAUGGCAGGUCACUGCGCAAAGUGCAACAAAGUGUAAUGGUAGAGCUCUCAAAUGUGGGCGAAGAAGUAUUGAUGUUCUACCCGGAUAAGACGGCUUUUGAGGAACUGGUGAAGUUAAUGGAAAUGUACACGAAAGUGCGUCAGGCCAACCCUAAUGUAGACACCCUCUCCAAUUUGGAUCACGGCGGGGAUGUCUCCCCUGAAGUGGUUGCAGUUAAGGCGGACAAUAGUCCUCUUUUGUACCAUAUUGAACUGGUGAAUUUGCUGGCAAUGUGUGCCAAAGGGAAAAAUCUUCACACGGAGAUCAAGUGUACAGCGUAUAUUACUCUGGAUGAUAUCCAGAGAAUGCUCACUCAUCCGUCUUCCAUUGCAUUGAUGAAAAAUGCAUACGUGAAGUUUCUGCACCACUGCUACAUCGACACAGAGGUGGAGAACAAAGACAUAUAUACUCAGCAGUCCAUCUGGAAGAUAUUCGAGAGCUUUAUCGCCGACAUGGCAAAGAUCUGUUCUCAAUACCCAAAAGACAAGCAGCUGGAGGAAUACAUCUGCACAACGGUCAUGCAAGUGAUAGUAGCUUUCUUUAACUCGCCAUACUUGGAACAAACAGUCAUGCAGACUAGACAGUCCACAUUCGCAAGACUCCUUCAGAACGCUUUCAGCAUCUUCUCCCAAAUCACAUUCACUUGCAUCGAGCAGAGGCGCAACGUCGAGGAGUGCAUCAGGAGUUUGUAUGUGUUGGCUAAGAAUCGAGGGAUCGCCAUUCCGGUUGACCUGGACUCCAGUUUCGACAUGUUGUUCAGCAACACUAGUCUGAAGAGCCUGGUGACAGCCAGGAGUGCGGCUAAUCAUCACCAUGGCAACCACCUGUCGGCGAAGUGUUCUGUUAUCCGAGACGCAUCACAUGCUGCACAGAGGUCACUCAAUUACAAGAACAUCAUUGACGGGCUACAGGAGGUAGUGAUUUUGCUGGAGCGUCAUCUGAAGCCGCUAGCUGCGGCUGAGCUGAGUGUGCUGGUGGAUGUGCUCCACAGACCAGAACUACUCUUCCCCCAGAUGUCAACGGCACGUGCCAUGUGCGAGAGAGGAGACUUCAUCAAAAGAUUGAUAACCCACACGAAAGAGCUGUGGGAGAAAAAGAAAGAAGGAGCCCUCUGUCGCAAGAUUCUGCAGACUCUGAAGGAAAUGAUGACUGUCCAUUACGACUACGGCGACAAGCAGCAAAAGCAGCUCAAACAAAGUCGCAUUCAGUCAAAUCGGUCGGCAACUGGCGCCGGACUAGGCGUUGCCGGAGCCACGGGAUUUGGCGUAGCUACGGCCGCUUUUUCCGCUUGGCAAACUUGUAGUGCGCUCUCGAAGCGACAUUCAGAUGACUUGAAAAGGGGUGAAAAACUGAGAGACGCGCUGCUGUUCCGCUACUUCGACAAGGCCAAUCUGAGACGCAGGUACGAGAGAGAAGUGGACCCUCUGGUGUCGGCAGCAGCAGCCAACGCCUCCAACGCAUCUUCCUCUAAUACAUACUCUGAAAGUGGCACUACCAUUGCGGCACAGUAUAACACACAUCCCACAUUCCCUCCGUCAGCUGUAUCCGGCGGAUCUUCUGCCAACUCUGGCUCAAUGAUGGUCACCAGAGCAGACAGUUCCCUCUACGACGUCCAGUGCCAAUUGAAUGGGUCGGGUGCAUCGGAACUGGUGGUCAAUCUGGUCAUCAACAGUUCCUCCAGCAGUCUCUUCUUAGAAACAGUCCAACUGGGAAUCGCUCUUCUGGAGGGAGGCAAUGGCGUGAUACAGAAUUCGAUUCUGGCCAUUCUGAAGCAGGAGUCAAACGGGGAGAAGUUCUUCAAGGUGUUCUACGACAAGAUGAAGGAGGCAGAGGCCGAGAUCAAGUCCCAUUUCUCCAUGUCCACCGGGGAAGUGUUCAACUCACACAGUCAGAGACAGACAGCCAGAAGUGGGACCACAGACGGGGCCACCAAACUCAAAAAAGUCUUCACGCAGAUGCGCUCUAUCCUUGCGCUGCGUAAUAUGGGAAUGCAGAAUUCGAAAGACGCCGCUGGAAGCAGCUCAGCUGAAGUUACUCCAAAACACAAAUCUGCAGUUAGUGGACAGCACCACGCGAGGUUUGCUCUAGAAGCACAAACGUCAUCAGUGCAGCGCAAUGAGUCGCAUAAAUCCCACAAAGACAGCACUCAGUCAGCAGUGAUGAACUUCUUCAGAAACAGAGUGAGAAGUAGAUCCAGUGCUGACUCUAUCGCUAUGGCCAACAGGAAGAACUUGAUGUUAGCCACCAGCAGAAAGGGAAAGGGUGUAAUUGUGGAGAACGGAGGAGCUAUAAAAAGGUACGAUGAUGGAGACUCUUCGGGACGUGGAACCAAGAAGUUCCAGUCAGACCAGAGCUCGAAGGGACUCGGGGGAGCUACUCUAUCCGAGAAAGUCCUCAUCAUGCAGCCAAUUUUGCGGUUUUUGCAGCUGCUUUGUGAAAACCACAAUCUUGAUCUACAGAACUUCCUGCGCGUGCAGAGCACUAAAAGCAAAUACAACAUGGUCUGUGAGACGUUGCAGUUCCUGGACUGUAUCUGUGGCAGCACCACCGGAGGCCUAGGACUGCUGGGUCUCUACAUCAACGAGAACAACACCAAUCUCAUCAACCAGGCUCUGGAGACACUUACUGAGUACUGUCAGGGCCCAUGUCACGAAAACCAAAACGCAAUAGCAGUGCAUGAGUCCAAUGGGAUUGACAUCAUCAUCGCCCUCAUUCUGAAAGACAUUACUCCACUAGGCGAGAGGAGGAUGGACUUUGUGUGGGAGUUGAGGAACAAUGCGAGCAAGCUUCUCCUGGCCAUUAUGGAGAGCAGAUUGGACUCGGAGAACGCAGAGAGGAUACUCUAUAAUAUGACACCAAGAGAAUUGGUGGAAGUGAUAAAGAAAGCAUAUGCGGAAGGAUCAAUCAACGACAACAAUGGUAUGGGACUAGUAGCCGGAGGAUCUAUUGACGACCUGGACUCCACGAAUGACGAGGACGAUGACGACGAGACAUCCCCCAGACAAGUGGGACACAACAUAUACAUUCUAGCACACCAGUUGUCCCAACACAAUAAGGAACUGGCAACUUAUAUAAGGGCUGGAAGUGGGUUACAUCUAACAGAUUCAUACCCACCAAGACCCAAGCCCACAGUUCCAGAACAUUCCAAAAAUGAGCCGGACAGAGCUGCUCUGGACCAUUACGCCAGCCACACAGCCCAGAUAGAGAUUGUGAGAGCGGAUAGAGUGAUGGAACGGAUAGUGUUCCCUGUUCCCCCAAUUUGUGAGUACUUGACGGGGGAGACCAAGAUGCUUGUGUACACUACGACUGAAAGGGAUGACCAGGGGUCAAAGGUCACUGACUUUUUCGACAAGACAGACGACAUGUUUAUGGAGAUGAAAUGGCAGAAGAAACUGAGAUCACAGCCGCUGUUGUGUUGGAUCAGCACCAACAUGUCUCUGUGGGGUACGAUCUCUUUUAAUCUGGCUGUCCUCAUCAACCUCAUAGUCGCGUUCUUCUACCCAUUCGACCAGGAGAGAAACAGACCCUCGUCUAGUUCGACUUUCCUCACCCACAAACUGGACAUGUUGAUCUGGACUGCUCUGCUAGUGUCCCUGGCAGUGGUCAUCACUCUCCCUAGAUCCCCUGGCAUCAAGACACUCGUGGCCUCCUUCAUCCUCCGACUCAUAUACUCGAUCGGAAUAGAACCCACGCUCUAUAUGAUAGGAGCUGUCAAUAUGCUGAACAAGGCCAUCUUCAUCGUGUCUUUCCUGGGCAACAGGGGCACUUUCUCGAGGGGGGCGUGGCACAUGAUCACUGACUUCGAGUUCCUCUACCACAUAGUCUACUUCCUAUUCACCAUAGCUGGCAUAUUCAUACCACUUUGCUACAGUGUUCUACUGCUAGACGUGGUGUACCGGGAGGAAACAUUGUGGAAUGUGAUUCGGAGUGUGACGAGGAACUUCAGGAGUAUCGCUCUCACCACCAUCCUCGCCAUCAUCCUAGUGUAUCUCUUCUCAAUCUUCGGAUUCCUCCUCUUCAAAAAGGACUUCGUAGUCCCAGUCGAUCCAUCAAUAGAAAAGUUCAACCAAUACAGGAGAAAUGAUUUAGUGUCUUCUUCGUCUUCGCAAUAUGUAGUGAAUAGCAAUUGCACCCUGCCUCAAAAUGACAAUCAGUAUCUGAAUGAGACAAUUAACUCAACUACUGCUCAAAAUUACUCUUCUUCGUCUGUGUUACUUAACCUGACCAAUGAGGAAUUAGGCUUCUGUCCAAAGACAAAGGCAGAUGAAUCUUUGGUGGACGAGAGAGGAGUGCUGUCGAUACCUCGUGAACAGACAACUGAAGACAGAGAGUAUGCGUGUGAAACACUUAUUAUGUGUAUCAUCACCUCUCUUAACAAGGGGCUCCGAUCGGGAGGAGGUAUUGGAGACGUUCUCAGAAGCCCAGCCAGCUCAGAGUCUUUGUUUGUGGCACGUGUGAUCUAUGACUUGUUGUUCUUCUUCAUUGUCAUCAUCAUAGUUCUCAAUCUGAUCUUCGGUGUCAUUAUCGACACUUUCGCAGACCUCAGAUCUGAGAAGCAGAACAAAGACCUCAUCCUCAGAAACACAUGCUUCAUAUGUGGAUUGGACAGAGGUAACUUUGACAACAAGUCGGUGUCAUUUGAGGAACACAUCAAGUUCGAACACAAUAUGUGGCAUUACCUAUACUUCAUUGUCCUGAUAAAGGUCAAGGACCCCACUGAGUUCACGGGGCCAGAGUCAUACGUGGCAUCCCUCAUUAAGGAUCGGAACUUGGACUGGUUUCCCAGAAUGCGUGCAAUGUCUUUGAUAGUCACAGAGGACAACGAGAACAAUAUGGGUGGAACCCAGACGAUGAAUGGGAACCACAUUGCAAUGGGUCAGUACCCGCACGGCAACUCUGCCAGCCAUCACCAGAACUCAGCGAGUGGAACGGGUAAGAAUGGAUCGAUGGGAAACAACCCGAUGAGUGCCCAAAAUGGGUCCAUGAUGAGUAUAGGCCAUACAAGCAGUAGCAGCGGAACUUCAGGGGGCCAUGAGCAACAUGCAGGGGGCAUGAUGUCUAACCAGUACCAGAUGGAAUUCAAGAAUCUGGCUGCUAAUCUGGACCAGACCAACAGAUUGGUGAAUCAUCUGAUGCACCAGUUGCACGAACUAAGAGACCACUUGUCGGAGCACUCGGUUGUGAAACAUAGACCCAGUAUGACACAAGGAACACAAGGCGUUCCAAUUCAACAGCAGCAAGCGGUCCCGCCCCAUGGAGGCCAACAAGCACAGUGACAUACUACGAGUAGUAGUCCAUAAAAGCAAGACUGAGAUAAGCUAAAGUAGUCUAGAAUUUGUUUUAUAGAAUUUGUUAAUUCAUUAAUCAUGCCGAUUUUAAAUUGGAGUUAAUCAAUAUAAAUUGUCUAUAUAGAUGUAUUUCUUCGAAUUUUAUAAUGACACUAGAAGUUUGGUUAUAAUCUAUUUUUCUUUCAAUCUGGUUAAUUAAUAUUCUCAAUUUGUAAAUCAUUCAAUGAAUUAAUUUUGUUCUCUA
This is a messenger RNA of Symsagittifera roscoffensis, 10583 nucleotides long. RefSeq names its product inositol 1,4,5-trisphosphate receptor type 1-like. The coding region runs from base 47 to 10327 and encodes 3426 amino acids. Gene Ontology annotation, biological process: calcium ion transmembrane transport. The record is from RefSeq and is a predicted model, not a curated record. Gene Ontology annotation, cellular component: membrane; endoplasmic reticulum. The transcript is spliced from 50 exons. Lineage: Eukaryota; Metazoa; Xenacoelomorpha; Acoela; Convolutidae. Gene Ontology annotation, molecular function: inositol 1,4,5-trisphosphate-gated calcium channel activity; inositol 1,4,5 trisphosphate binding.